Wasmannia auropunctata (little fire ant) is the source of this 1793-nucleotide messenger RNA. RefSeq names its product putative gamma-glutamylcyclotransferase CG2811. The coding region runs from base 48 to 788 and encodes 246 amino acids. The record is from RefSeq and is a predicted model, not a curated record. Lineage: Eukaryota; Metazoa; Arthropoda; Insecta; Hymenoptera; Formicidae. Gene Ontology annotation, molecular function: gamma-glutamylaminecyclotransferase activity. The transcript is spliced from 4 exons.
GGGGUGGCGCGAUCCGUGAUAGUGCAGUUAUUCGGAGAUCUUAUUGGAUGAAAAUCUUAUCUUAUCUCGCAAAGUGCCUAGCACGCGAUACCCUCUGUGUCCGAGGGUAUUCGAGCGUGAGUUUGCGCCAAGACGCGACCGCAUUGUCACUUUCGGUCGUUGCACCGUUCGCGGAAAUGUUGCUGCACGUCGCCACCAUUACCGUGUUCGUCAACAUCGCUAUUAUAGAGCUGGACUCCUUUUAUUCCCUUCCGGAGAAGGAUUCGGAUUCCUUACUGGACGAGAGCCCGCUCCACCGUGUAUUCGUGUACGGCACGUUGAAACGAGGCGAGCCGAAUCACGGCCUCAUCAAGGACACCACGAACGGCUACGCCAAGUUCCUAGGCAUCGGUAAGACGACGGUCCGAUAUCCCCUGGUGAUCGCUACAAAGUAUAACAUCCCGUUCCUGCUGAAGAAACCCGAUUUCGGCAACUAUGUGUUCGGAGAAAUAUACGAUGUGGACUCCGACAUGCUGAAGAGAUUGGACCAGCUGGAGGAACAUCCACAGUUUUACGAGCGAACGGAAGAAAAGGUUCUGCUGGCGCCGGAGGCCGCGCUCAAGCCCGGAAAAACUUUCGAGGAGGUCGGCGAGUCGACGAGCGCCUGGAUAUACUUUCUGCCGAGGUUCAGGUCCUCCCUGCUGGCCAGUGCCAUGUACGCGUCUUACACCAACGGAAGCCACGGGCUGAAGUACUGCGAGAAGUAUGUCCGCGAUCCGUCCUACGAUCACAGAAAAGAGGUGCUAUAAUAAAUCAUUGCCGGCCCCGGCUUUUGUCUCUUUGCAGCGACGAGGACGCGUCGAGCCUCGACGACGUUCUUUGAAUAUCCGAUCGGGUGCGCAGUCACGGCGCGCGCGGGCGCUCUCUCUCACCCACACGGUACCGUUAAUCCCUGUGAAUUCGGGGGAAAAAUUACGGCGGAAAGCAAUGAGUGACUUGUAAAGGCUGUUUUGUACGCACAGCGGCGCGAAGUUUUUAAGAGCUAUACUCUUUUAAGGAAGCGGUUCCAUCUCUCUUUCGCGCCGGACCCAUUAGAUAAGAAUAAUUUAUAUAAAUAUAAAAAUAGAUAUAUAAAAUAUUCUAUAUUUGUGAUACAAUCGUUCCUCUGUAUUAACAACGUAUAUAAUUCAUUCCUCCAAAUCUUGAAAGAAUUAGUGAACAUAAAGUAGGAUCUUGCGAAUGAAGGUGCGUAUAAGAAACUACAGCACGAGGGUAUCUCGGUGUGAUUUGAGUUUUAUUAAAUACGUCACGUACGCUCGCAUCCCACACUUUCGCGCACUCUCACUUCCUGUCAUUCUAUCGCUCGCUCUCAUGUAACAGUAGCGAUAAAAUUAUUGUAUCUCAACUAUUCUGUAACAAAGGGCAGGCUAUAUUAUAUAGUCCGCGUUGCCGCGGCGAUCAAAAUCAAUUCGAAACUGUCUCCAAGAGGCACCGGUGUCGCGCGUUUCCGCCGCGUGCUUAAGUUAGACGUUCUUCUUUCUCUGGGCGCUGCAACGCGUUUCAACAGCUUCCGUAGCCGAACCGUUUCUCUUUCCGAUCCGUUCGAAUCGCGUUCGUUCGCGGAAAGACGAUCGGCCAGGUCGUUCGCGCGCGCACACAGGGUGAUCGAGCGUUGCGCUUUGGGAAAAUCCGGUCGAUCGGCGAUAUAUACGGUGUACGGCAAAUUAAAAAAAAAAAAAAAUGCUCGGAGGCAGUACGUACGAGUUAUCCUAAGAAAUUUAUUUAUAAAUAAUCACAUUUUAUCACACGCUAUA